AUGUACGAACUAUUCCUCACGGCCUUGGUUGAAGACAAGGACUUCAACGCAGCAUGUGCUGUCCUAAGUGGCUUCUGUGCCAUGUCACCCUGGGAGACUGUGAACAGAGUGCUCUACUUGCAAGGGCCUCCAAGACCUAGCGGCAUCACAAACCAGUCAUCCAUUGAUAAACCCCUACGGAAAGACCUGGCAUUACUAUGGAAAGAGCUUCAUCAAAGCCUCAGCCGCCAGUCAUGUAUCCUUCAGGUUAGAUACGAGAUUGUAAAAGACCGAGACAUGGGCCCCUCUGCGGCACCUAUGGAUUUGGACAGCAUGCCUGGUGUAUUGCGAUGGGCAGAUUUUCCAGAUCCUCCCCAUGGAAGACCAUUGCUUACUCAAAGAAAAAUGGUGGAAAUUUGGGAGCAAAAGAAGCUUCUGCCAAUUAUGCGAGAUAAUAAUUAUAGGUUUUUUCGAGAAGAAAUAGAGUUCUGUCUUACUCGACAGUAUUUCCUGAGAUCGAUUGGCGAUUAUGCGCCUUUGGAGUCCAGAGGUGGCCAGCAACCAAGUCCUCUCACAUCACUACCGGCCUGGGAUGCUGUAACUCCAGUCGACAUGCAAAAUCGCUGGAUCCUCCUAGUCAAAUCCCACGUUGUCCAAGACAAUAAACCAGACGACAUAAAACUAGCUCAAGAUCAAUUGUUAUCGAUUCGGGGAGAGCUAGAGGGGGCAUUUGACUUCAAGAUAAUUGACCGCAAGGUCCAUGAUACCCGGAUAGCCCAACAGCAGCAAGGGAUCCAAGCCUUGCCCCAGAAGGUUAUGCUAGGCAAGACUUAA
This is a messenger RNA of Metarhizium robertsii ARSEF 23, 813 nucleotides long. RefSeq names its product Mediator complex subunit Med18. The record is from RefSeq and is a predicted model, not a curated record. Gene Ontology annotation, cellular component: mediator complex. Lineage: Eukaryota; Fungi; Ascomycota; Sordariomycetes; Hypocreales; Clavicipitaceae. Gene Ontology annotation, molecular function: transcription coregulator activity. The transcript has 2 exons. Gene Ontology annotation, biological process: regulation of transcription by RNA polymerase II. Bases 1 to 813 code for a protein of 270 amino acids.